Molecule: messenger RNA, 2086 nt
Organism: Monodelphis domestica (gray short-tailed opossum)
Lineage: Eukaryota; Metazoa; Chordata; Mammalia; Didelphimorphia; Didelphidae
Gene: IFNGR2
Product: interferon gamma receptor 2
Biological process (GO): cytokine-mediated signaling pathway
Cellular component (GO): plasma membrane
Molecular function (GO): protein binding; cytokine receptor activity
Source: RefSeq, a predicted model, not a curated record
UCUUUGUGUACCCUGAGGCUGCAGCGGAUAAAGAUUCAGUAUAUCCCGAAGCUGCGGAGCGGAGAAAAGAGGACUGUCCCUUUAACUUCACUUCCUUUCUCCUCCCUUCUUCUGGGUUCCCCUUUUCUCCCUGGGUUCGGGUGAGGAGGGGGAGGAGGAGGAAGCACCACUACAACUAGGCUAAGACCUAGCGGGGGGUGGGGAGGAGGGGGAGGCGCAGCAGCUGGAAUCGGCUCCAGCCAGGAGAUCCCCUAGGGGCGGAGCGUGUCCGGGAAACCUCUGGCCGGGGUGGUUCGCGGAGGUGGUAGCUGAGCAAUCCUUUUCCAUUCUCCGCCCCCUCAGUAGCUUUGCCCUGUUCCCGACGAAGAGUUUGCGGGCUCCGGUACCGGCCCGCAGCAAAAGACCAUGGCCAAGGCCGCGGCGGCGCGGACAGCUCCCGGAAGAGAGCAAUGGAAGCCCGCGAGCCUCUGAGUAGGAGCCCGGGCCUCUGACAAACGGAGGCCAUCCCUGGAGGCCAUGCAGUCUCGGGGUUCCGGGGCGUGCUGGGCCGCUUCACUCCAGCUCCAUAUCCUUCUUUGCUACUGCUGCUGCCUGAGUUUCACACUAGCUCUUGCAGGACCGCGCACCCAGCUACCAGUUCCACAGAACCAAAGAAUCCACCUGUAUAAUUUAGAGCAAGUUCUGAGCUGGGAUCCCGUCCCCAUAAGCAACCUGAAAAGCCCCGUGUUAUACAGUGUGGAGUAUCAUUACACCACGAAUAAUUGGAUGAAAGAGGCACAUUGUACCAGAAUCGCAGAACCAGUAUGUAACUUCACAGCAGCCAACCAGCCACAUUUCCAGCCUCAUUUUAACGUGACUUUACGUGUUAGAGCGGAGCGAGGAGCACUGGUUUCUGAUUGGGUGGUGAUGCCUUGGUUUCAGCAAUACCUAAAUGCAACAAUUGGACCUCCAUUAGAUGUAGUUGUGACGCCACUUAAUGACUCUCUUGGCAUCAGAUUCAAGCCUCCCUUCAAUGUGGACUCUGGUAAAUUUAAGUAUUAUGUCCAUUACUGGAAGGAUGAAGGAAAACCAAUGGUCCAGGGCCCUUUCCCUGACUCGGCCAUCCAUCUGAAAGACUUCGACAGCCCUGGGAACUACUGCUUACAAGUGCAAGCGGAACUGACUGCCAACUAUGUGAAGCCGCCUCGCAGAGGGCUGCUAAGUCCCAUCUCUUGUCACAAAAUCUCCGCCAAGGCAUUAACUAAAGUUCAACAAACUUUAAUCAUAAUUUCCGUAUUCUUUACAUCACUGUUUUUUCUUGUCCUGGGUUGCUACUUUGUGGCACAGAAAUUCCAAGGCCCAAUAAAGCAUGUUUUCCAGUCACCGCCGGGAAUCCCGCCUCAGAUCAAAGAGUAUUUAAGUGACCCCGAUGAGCCUAUCCUAGAAGCCCUGGACAAGAAAAGCUCACCAGAAGAUCGCUGGGACUCCUUAUCUGUGGUUAUUUCCUGUCCAGAAGAGGAUCAGACCAUUCAGGGUCAUUUAAGUACCAUCAUACAGAUAACACCAAAUUAGGGCAGCAACCUCAAGCCACCAAACUGUGAAGAUGACUCCCUGAACUUCACAGGGAGCCACUUUCCCACAUUCCUCUCUCACAGACGCCAUAUUUAAGGGCUUGGGACAAGUUUAUUUUCAUGGUUACCUGAGGAUACAAUUAAGAAAUAGGUACUGGCAUCCCUCCAGCGACCAUCAGUUGUAAAUAGGUCCCUGGCAUAGAAGAAACAAGAUGGUCCCUUCACAGAUGUCCCCCCAAAACACUAAGAAAUCUCUUGAGAAGCACAAAGUAUUUUGCAACAACAUACAUUACACACCUUCACUGAGCAGCAGCAUAACAUAAAGGAAAGAACUGCAGACCUCCAGGAUGUCUCCAUCUCUCCCUGCCUCCGUUUCUGUAAAAUGGACUGUGACAAGUUUAAAACUUAUGUGUCUGACAGCUCCAUCAAGCCAGCACAUUCUUGGUCUUGGCUGUGGUUCCUCUCUCUUGGUUCUAAGGAAAUGUUAUGAUUUCACCUUGUAUGUAAAUAACUUAAUUAUAUUUUUUCUAAGUCAA